GGUUGCCAUGGGGAUUGUAGCUCAGUAGAAGCUUCUCAGAUAAUGAGAUCUGCUAGCGACUUAGACCGUUCGCAUGCACAGUUGUUUUUAUCCACACUAAACAACGUUCGUAUGAGAGACAACUUUCGGUCAUGGCAUCGGUUUUAGAUGCUCUUUGGGAGGACAGAGACGUUCGAUUCGACAUAACAGCUCAGCAGAUGAAAAAUCGACCCGGAGAAGUUCUGAUCGACUGCCUGGACUCCAUCGAGGACACGAAAGGAAAUAACGGCGAUCGAGGACGACUUUUGGUGACAAACCUGAGGAUUAUUUGGCACUCAUUGGCGCUGCCUAGAGUCAAUUUGUCUGUAGGUUACAACUCCAUUUUAAACAUCACAACAAGGACAGCCUACUCGAAACUCAGAGGCCAAACCGAAGCCCUGUACAUCCUGACCAAGUCCAACAACACCAGAUUUGAGUUCAUCUUCACCAAUGUGGUUCCAGGAAGUCCUCGGCUCUUUACUUCCGUCAUUGCUGUACACAGGGCCUACGAAACGUCUAAAAUGUACAGAGACCUCAAAUUGCGAGCGGCGCUCAUUCAAAACAAAAACCUGAGACUUUUACCGAAGGAGCAAGUUUAUGACAAAAUCAACGGUGUCUGGAAUUUAUCCAGCGAUCAGGGGAACCUGGGAACCUUCUUCAUCACCAACGUGCGGAUAGUCUGGCACGCCAACAUGAACGAGAGCUUCAAUGUCAGCAUUCCUUACCUCCAGAUUUGGUCGAUCCGAAUAAGAGACUCCAAAUUCGGCUUGGCUUUGGUGAUCGAGAGUUCCCGUCAGAGCGGCGGCUACGUGCUGGGGUUUAAGAUCGACCCCGUGGACAAGCUUCAGGAUGCUCUCAAAGAAAUCAACUCGCUUCAUAAGGUGUUCUCUGCCAACCCCAUCUUUGGAGUGGACUAUGAAAUGGAAGAAAAGCCGCUACCGCUGGAAGAAGUGACACUGGAUCAGCCUCCUGAUGACGUGGAAAUUGAGCCUGAUGAGCAGACGGAUGCUUUCACUGCCUACUUUGCUGAUGGCAACAAGCAACAAGACCGAGAACCAGUUUUUUCCGAGGAGCUGGGCCUCGCCAUUGAAAAGCUGAAGGAUGGAUUUACUCUUCAAGGACUCUGGGAAGUCAUGAGCUGAAAUGAUUGGGAGUGUUUAUAGUACCAGCUCCUGGGGUGGGGAACCACUCAAUGGACUUCCCAUGCCUGCUCUUUGUAGGUAUUGUGAUGAUAAAGGACAAACAUUUUUGCAUAGCAUUGAUAGCUUUUAUUAUAGUAAUUAUGAAUCUGUCCUGUUUUAUUGUAAAAAAAAAAAAAAAAAAGAUGUAGUAGGAUGUAUGGAAAUACACAGAAUUGGGAUCGGAAGUCAUAUGUGUUUGAAUUCGGGGUCUGCAUCCUACUAGGAUUUACUCAAAGGCACUUCAGCAGUGCUUGGGAGUGGGGAAAUUCACUUUUGUCCAUUUAUGCAGAUACGAAUAUUCUUAUAUCAUCUUGCUAGAAAGGUUGACUUUAUGGGAAAAGGCCAAUCUACAUCAAUGAAAAUUAAUUAAUGAAAUAAAUAUUAGCAUACUUCCACGUAGUAUGAUUUACAGUACACGAGUAUUACAAUAUUGCAUGUUGACAUGAUUUUUUUUAUAAAUGCUGCAAAGCAUAAGCAGACGACCGUAAAGAGAUGAGUGCUGCAGUACCAGGCAUUGCCGCUAGAGGGAGACAUUGCACUGAGUGUCAGCAGAAGCAUCCAGCAGAAGGCCAUCGUGUUGCCUUUUUUUAUUUUGCAUGUGUGAACAACAGCUUUAAUUUAGGCUUUUUUGUUGCUUAUUUUCUUUAUUUCUGUUCCCAUAGAGGCCUUGACAUGCACUUGUCUCUUCUGGUAGUUUUUUUUUGUUAACACACAGACACACAUACUACGUAUGUACUAUACAUACAUUGUAUGACAAUUUCCUAAUAUUUUCCUUUUAAGGGGUUUCUUCCAUCCAAUUUUAGCUUGUGUGAAUGUGGCUGGGUAUCUGUCAAGAGAGGGGCUCAGGAGUGUGAAAAUAAGUGUGAGAAAACGACACAGAGAGUGUGUGUGAGUGGGCGCUGGCUGUCAAGUGACAUCUAUGUCAGUCCUGCUUGUUUAUUAAGAUGCUACUAAACGGGAGAUCAAACCACAAAAGUCACCUCCAUCUUUGGAGUCCUGGCGCCUUCCUCCCUGUCACGGCAUCGUCAGGGAUGAACUCAUUAAACCAUAUUUACACACUGUUGGCGUUUAAAAACAAUAAUGAACGUUGAGGGUGGUUAACUGGUGAUGCAGACACUAUAUAGACACUAUAUAGACACUAUAUAGCGCUAGCCACUAAAGUUGGUUGUCAGCGCCACUAAUAGAAAUGAAAAGUAGUCAAAUUUGUUAGGUUUUUUUAACGAUACAAAGUUACAAUUUUUUUCUCAUAAAUUUACAACUUAAUUCUCGGAAAUUUAUGACUAUUCUAGAGUUAUGCUCUAUUUUUCCUCUGACGUAUGGCACGUAAUAUUACGACUUCAUGCUCAUAAAUUUAUGACUACAUUCUUGUAAUAUUGCAACUUUUUUGUUGUAGAUUUACAACUUUAUUUUUGUACAUUUACAACUAUUUUGUAAAUUUCAGAUUUCCCCCCAUAAAUUUACAAUUUUAUUUUUUGUAAACAUAAUUUUUAAUGUAAAUUUAUGACUAUUUGUGUAAAGUC
This is a messenger RNA of Doryrhamphus excisus (bluestripe pipefish), 2719 nucleotides long. RefSeq names its product Bardet-Biedl syndrome 5 (gene bbs5). Gene Ontology annotation, cellular component: ciliary basal body; BBSome. Gene Ontology annotation, biological process: intracellular transport; cilium assembly. Gene Ontology annotation, molecular function: phosphatidylinositol-3-phosphate binding. NCBI's taxonomy places the organism in Eukaryota, Metazoa, Chordata, Actinopteri, Syngnathiformes, Syngnathidae. The record is from RefSeq and is a predicted model, not a curated record.